UUAGGAAUUAGAGAGUAAAAUCCCAGCACAAUGUUCACCAAUAGAGACGCUGAUUCAAGUAAUGAUGAUGUGGAGGCCGAGUUUCCCAGGUGUUCGCUGCCAGAAUUAUAUGCACUGGCUGAGAAUUUUCAUAAGGAGAGCAAAAAAUCAAAUCACCUAAAAACUUUUGGUAUUUCACCAACUGAAGCACGGAGAACACUUAGUCAAACCCUGAAUGCCAUGGCACCCACUAGCAGAACUGAUUUGGGAGAAGAUUCCCAACCUGUUUUCAAGAUCAAGGUGACUAGAAAAGAUAAGGAGAAGCCACCAUCAAUGACUGAACUCCUACAUCGCAGCUUACUGACCGGCUCGCCCUCUCAAGUAGACCAGCUGGGGAAAUCCCAGGAGAGACUUGCCUACUAUGGGAUCCCUCCUCCCUUGCACACUUUUCCCUAUGAGAUUAUCCUCAGUGAAACCAACCUUUCAGGCACACAGAAGAAGUUUUCAAGUGCCAGGAAUUUAUCCAAGAUAAGCAUUCCCAAGAUGAAGGCAGACAAGAUUUUAUUUGAAGAUAGAAUUACUGAAUACUCAAUAAUUGAACCAGGUACUCUAAACAUGGUGGGAGAAAAAGAGUGGAAAUCUUACUAGAAAAUUUACCUAGAUUUCUAGAGUUGCAAGUGUCAAAUAUUGAUCGAUGGGAAUAUUAGCGUUCUGGUGCUCUGCUACAUGUCAAAGCAAUGGGAAAUGCAGAGCUCUAGCAAACAUCCCAGGGUCAAGUCCCAGACUCGUUCCCAAAAGUGGUGUAUUUAAACUUACUUUUCUAAAAUGAGCCAGUUCAACUUGACCUCUAAAGCACC
This is a messenger RNA of Myotis lucifugus (little brown bat), 836 nucleotides long. It is a transcript of the gene CUNH9orf153, whose product is annotated as chromosome unknown C9orf153 homolog. The transcript is spliced from 2 exons. Bases 31 to 627 code for a protein of 198 amino acids. NCBI's taxonomy places the organism in Eukaryota, Metazoa, Chordata, Mammalia, Chiroptera, Vespertilionidae. The record is from RefSeq and is a predicted model, not a curated record.